Molecule: messenger RNA, 2713 nt
Organism: Anguilla anguilla (European eel)
Lineage: Eukaryota; Metazoa; Chordata; Actinopteri; Anguilliformes; Anguillidae
Product: leucine-rich repeat and calponin homology domain-containing protein 2-like
Exons: 21
Coding region: 410-2644 (744 amino acids)
Molecular function (GO): protein binding
Source: RefSeq, a predicted model, not a curated record
GGACAGCCUACAAGCGCCACUCCUAUACGUGUAUAUUGCCCAUAUCCAACGGUAAUAUUCAAUAAUCCCAUAAAACGACAUCUUUCAGUGAAUUCAACGAUGGUGAAAGGAAGAGGUAUGAAUUUUUAAAUUUUUUUUUUACAAAAAAGCUUUGCCUAGCAUUCAAAGCUAGUUUUAAGCUCUUCAUUUAGCUGUUUGUACUUUAAAUAUAAUGGCUGCUUUCAACUGGAUUUAAUAAUUUAGCCAGUUUAGUAUUUAGGACAGUAAAACUGGUUAGGUCUGGAAAAAGAGUACCUGUUCCUUGAACAUAAAGACCCUCCCUGUCCUUCCCCCGCACCCCACCAUAUUUCACAGACUGUGCGCAUGGGCGGAGAUAGUCCCUGUUAUUAUUGUCUGGAUAAUAUCACAUAUGAAAAUGGCGGCGAGUCAGGGAGGCGGAGGAGCAGUUACGGCUUUGCCUGGCCAUCAUUAUCCGAGUGGACCUCACUGGAACCCGGGGAUACUUCAACAUCAGCACCACAUCCACACGGCUCGAAGCCUGGAUCGCGCUCUGGAAGAUGCGGCUUGUUCAGGCAUACUGAAUCUCAGCGGGAGAAAGCUGAGAGAUUACCCUGGCUUGAGCUAUGACCUAACGGACACAACACAGGCAGAUCUCUCAAAGAACCGGCUGACGGAGAUUCCUCCGGAAGUCUGCCUCUUUGCACCUCUGGAGUCCCUCAACCUGUAUCACAACUGCAUCAGAGCUGUCCCAGAAGCCAUCAUUAACCUGCAAAUGCUCACAUACCUGAACAUCAGUCGGAACCUCCUCUCGACGCUGCCAAAAUACCUGUUUGAUCUUCCACUUAAAGUGCUGGUUGUGAGCAACAACAAGCUAAUCUCUGUUCCCGAAGAAAUCGGAAAAUGCAGAGACCUCAUGGAAUUAGAUAUCAGCUGCAAUGAGAUCCAGGUGUUGCCCUCGCAGAUAGGGAGGCUCCAUGCGUUACGGGAGCUGAACACCAGGAGAAACUGCUUGCAGGUUCUGCCCGAAGAGCUGGCUGGCCUACCCCUGAUCAGACUCGACUUCUCCUGCAACAAGAUCUCCGAGAUCCCGCCCAUCUACCGAAAAAUGAGGCAGCUGCAGGUCAUCAUUUUGGACAACAACCCCAUGAAGUCGCCCCCAGCGCAGGUUUGCCUUAAAGGAAAGGUGCAUAUAUUCAAGUAUUUGAAUAUCAAAGCUUGCAGAACUGACAAGAAACCAGACUCCCUUGACCUCCCAUCGCUCAGCAAACGAAGCCUCCCGCAGCCUUUGACAGAUAGUAUGGAAGAUUUUUACCCCAGUAAGAACCAUGGACCAGACUCAGGAAUCGGGAGCGACAAUGGGGAUAAGAGAUUGUCGACAACAGAGCCCUCUGAUGACGACACCAUCAGUCUGCACUCACAGGUGUCUGAGACGGCGAGGGCCGAUGCCCACCUCCUACUAACCAAACUGGAAAGUAAAGCAGAGCAGGAGACGUAUGACUUCAUCGACCCCAGCACGGAGGAAGAGGCCGCUUUGUCUGAGGAAGACGUGCAGCAGAGCACCCGCUAUGUGUCCUGUAUGAAGGAGCUUGAGAAAGUGCUGAACAAGUCACACCAAAACGAAGACAAGGAAAAUGGGAAGGAGGAAUCCGGUUCCGAGAAGGAGCCUCUGGCAGAGGAAGAAGAGGAGGAUGAGGUAAAGGAAGUUCUGGACUUGAGGAAGAUAGCAGCCCAGCUGCUGCAGCAGGAGCAGCAGAACAGGCGACGUUCGCUCAUAUGUCGAGCGUCAUUCAGUCAGAGCCUUUUCCACCGACGGAGGGCCACUGCCCGGGCACAAAGAUUCCUGAGCCAAUCAGGGAGCGGGACAAACAAUAAACAGCGAUCACCCAGGAGUUCCACAUUGGAGGAGGGAAGCACAGGGGAGUCGGCUGUUUCUAGUCAGUCCUCCUCUAGUUCAGUGGACGGUUCCCAAAAGCCUGACCCAGGCGACGCUGAGCCGAAGUGGCCGGAAGGACACGCCAUACUCCACCUGGGCGAAGAGCGGCGGCGGAAUAAGUAUCUGCGGAAAGAUUACCUGAAGUACAAGUGCCAGGCUGCCCGGAGAAGUCUCAGCUUAAACAGCAAUGAGUGUGGGGAAGGAAUGCACUCGGCAGAUGUCAGCACUGGAUUAACGGUGUUUGGUUUGAAACCGAGAUCAGCUUUCUGCAGGGGGAGUCACCAGGAGUACAGCUCCACUGACCCGGGGUUUACAAUACGCAGGAGAAUGGAGCACAUGAGGGAGGAGAUGGAGCAGAUCCAGCUCCUGCGCCAGAACCUUGAGUCUAGGUUGAAGGUGCUGCUCCCAGAUGAUGUGGGCGGAGCUCUGAUGGAUGGAGUGGUCCUGUGCCACCUGGCCAAUCACAUUCGACCUCGCUCCGUAGCCAGCAUUCAUGUUCCCUCCCCAGCAGUGCCAAAGCUCAGCAUGGCGAAAUGCCGCAGAAAUGUGGAGAACUUUCUGGAUGCCUGCAAGAAGCUGGGAGUUCCGCAGGACAAGCUGUGUUUACCCCAUCAUAUCCUGGAGGAGCGGGGGCUGGUGAAGGUGGGAAUAACGGUCCAGGCCCUGCUGGACUUGCCGGCAUCGAGACCGACCCAGCUCUCCGCUGUGUAGCACACCACCGCGUAGCAUGUGUGCCCCGUCCUGCCGCUCCGCACGUCUGUCUGAGGGGAGGGGGGUGGG